AUGUCACCCUGCAUGGUGAACGGUCAUUGUUCGAAACGAUAUCCGAGGAGUUUUUUGGACGAGACCCAGACAGGAGCAGACAGCUAUCCGCUUUACAGAAGAAGAACGCCUCAAAAUGGCGGAUUCACUGGAAAAAUAAACACCCGCUGUGCAUCUGGCUAUCAAGAAAUUGAAAUAGAUAACAGGUGGGUGGUGCCCUACAACCCUUUUCUAUGCCGAGUAUUUCAGGCACAUAUAAAUGUAGAACUGUGCAGCAGUGUGAAGUCCAUCAAAUACAUCUGCAAAUACAUACACAAAGGCAGUGACCAGGCUGUAUUUGAACUUAAGAAAUCUGGAACCUCAAUUGAUGAAGUUACUGCUUUCCAGUUAGGCAGAUAUAUAAGUAGUAAUGAAGCCGUGUGGCGGAUUUUAGGCAUGCCAAUUCAUGAACGUGAACCAACAGUUGUGCAUCUAACCGUACAUCUAGAGAACGGACAAAGAGUUUAUUUUAAGCCGGACAAUCUUCUGCAUAAGGUUAAUAGUCCACCAGCAACAACCUUAACUGCAUUUUUUGAACUGUGCCAAAAUGACCCGUUUGCUAAAACUCUUUUGUACUGCGACGUUCCUCAGUAUUAUACUUGGAACUAUUCCAAAAAAAAAUUUAUUAGACGCAAGCAGGGUAAAGCUGUUGAAGGUCACCCAGAAAUCCGGUCUUGCGCGGCUCUCGGUCGCGUGUACACCGUACACCCAUCAAAUGAUGAAUGCUUUUUCUUGCGUUUACUCCUUCAUGUGCAACAUGGACCUACAUCUUUUCUCGAUCUCAAAAAUGUGAAUGGACAAAUGUGCAAGACGUUUAGAGAGGCAUGCGAGAGACAAGGGCUCUUAGAAAAUGACAAACAUUGGGACACUGCGCUUGAAGAAGCGAGUGCUACAAAAUCACCCAAAAAGUUAAGACAUUUAUUUUGUCUGCUUCUGACAUCUUGCUCAAUGUCAAAUCCACUCAACCUGUGGGAAAAAUACAAAACUUCUAUGAGCGAAGAUUUUCAAAUCAGAAGACAAACUACUUUUAAUGUUGAUUUGAAUUCAAAUCAAGAAAGUUUCAACCAAACCCUAUGUGCGCUGGAAGAACACAUCGCUUCAAUCAAUGGUAAGUUGCUCAGAGAAUAUGGUCUACCAUCACCUGACAGGGAUCUAGCGGCCUGCUCCGAAAUAGUUCGCGAAACUAAUUACAACGUCGCAGAACUAGCUGAAUACGUUUCAAUCAAUGAACCUCUUUUGCUACCAGAACAAAAACUAGCAUACGAAACAGUUUUACAACGUGUCCGACAAAACGAAGGAGGUAUUUUAUUUAUCGACGCCCCUGGAGGUACUGGGAAAACAUUUGUUUUAAAUCUCAUUUUAGCAAAAGUGCGUCAACAGCAAAAGUUGGCCAUAGCUGUAGCGUCAUCGGGUAUUGCAGCUACGCUACUUACAGGAGGCCGCACAGCGCAUUCAACAUUUAAGUUGCCUUUGAACAUUCCUCACUCAGAUGUUCCUAUUUGCAACAUAUCUAAACAAUCCGAAAAAGGAAAGCUGCUUAAGCAGUGUGCCAUUAUCAUCUGGGACGAAUGCACAAUGGCUCAUAAAAAGGCACUGGAGGCCCUGGGUAGGACACUCCAAGAUUUAAGAUCAAAUAAAGCCGUGAUGGGCGGAGUCGUUUUAGUUUUGGCUGGGGAUUUCAGGCAAACUUUGCCCGUAAUUCCCAGAUCAACAAUGGCCGACGAGCUAAACGCCUGCCUCAAGGCGUCCUACCUCUGGAAUGAUAUAACAGAGCUUAAAUUGAAGCAAAACAUGAGGGCAAAAUUAAGCGGCGAUUCCUCUGCUAAUAGAUUUGCUUUGCAACUUUUAGAUGUCGGAAACGGCAAAAUAAAACAAGACAAAAUAACCGGACUUAUUGAAUUUUCAAAAGAUUUCUGCAAAUUAGUGAGAACCUGUGACGAACUUAAAGACAGCGUCUAUCCUAAUUUAGAAGCAAAUUUCAAAAAUCACCAAUGGCUUUGUGAGCGUGUAAUUCUGGCUCCAAAAAAUGAAUUGGUUUUCAAGCUUAACAUAGAAAUUCAAAACUUGCUACCUGGAGAUACCAGGAUUUAUAAGUCUGUAGACACUGUGCUGGAUCCUGACCAGGCUGUACAUUAUCCGACCGAAUUUUUAAACUCCCUGCAACCCAGCGGAAUGCCUCUGCAUGAGUUGACACUUAAAGUUGGAUCUCCUAUUAUUCUACUAAGAAACCUUGAUCCGCCAAAGUUAUGUAACGGUACCAGACUAAGCAUAAAAAAAAUGUAUUCACAUAUAAUCGAAGCUACUAUAAUGAAUGGAUCUGGGAAAGGGGAGGAUGUUUUUAUACCACGAAUUCCACUAAUUCCCACAGACCUUCCUUUUGAUUUUAAGAGGUUACAAUUUCCCGUUCAGUUGGCAUUCGCCAUGACAGUGAACAAAGCCCAGGGACAGUCAAUGUCCGUGGUAGGAGUCAAUUUGGAAACCCCUUGCUUCCCUCAUGGACAAUUGUAUGUUGCCUGUUCGAGGGUCGGAAAUCCAAACAACCUUUUUAUUCUAACAACAGAAGGAAAGACGAAAAAUAUAGUUUACCAGAAAGCUCUUUUAUAG
Molecule: messenger RNA, 2622 nt
Organism: Physella acuta
Lineage: Eukaryota; Metazoa; Mollusca; Gastropoda; Physidae
Biological process (GO): telomere maintenance; DNA repair
Molecular function (GO): DNA helicase activity
Source: RefSeq, a predicted model, not a curated record